AAGAAACAAAAAAGGUAGAACACGAGGUAAGAAGAUUGAAGGAAGAAAGCAUAAUUGGAUUCAGAUGAAAUGGUGAGAGUAAGCAACCAGCUUCUGCAAAAUGCACGAACACUGGUAUCCGAUUUCCUCGUUUGCCCUCUCUCCAAACAGCCCUUGAGGUACUGUGAGGAAUCAAAUUCCCUAAUCAGUGAUGCCAUCGGCGUUUCCUUUCCGGUGAAAAAUGGGGUACCUUGCUUGAUUCCGAAAGAUGGGACGAUACUUGAGGAUGAAGAUGAAUCAAAACCUGAUAAUGAUACCAAUUUAUCUGCAGUGAGUGAAGAUAAUCAAGGAAGAAGUUCUUAAGAUGAACUGUAAGACGUUUGAUGUUUGGAUUUAGUUUCACAAUGUCGUUGUUGUCUUUCUAAGCGUUUCCUCAUGUAUCUUUUUUCACAUGAUGAUCAAAUUAUCUGUGAACCUGCUGUUGGUAGAAUGUUGUAUGAUUAAGAAGUUACCCUCUGAGAAUAAUUUUUUAACAAAUAAAUCUUUUGAUAUUUCACUUCC
Lotus japonicus is the source of this 540-nucleotide messenger RNA. RefSeq lists its product as uncharacterized. The record is from RefSeq and is a predicted model, not a curated record. The transcript is spliced from 3 exons. The coding region runs from base 70 to 342 and encodes 90 amino acids. NCBI's taxonomy places the organism in Eukaryota, Viridiplantae, Streptophyta, Magnoliopsida, Fabales, Fabaceae.